UAGUGCAUUCCUACUGAACAAGCAGUUUUUUCGAUCCUACAGAUUCCCUUAUGUCAAGUUCAAGGCAUCGUAGCUAUCAGGAAGAACCUGUUCCUGAGAGAAGAUCUCGCUUCUCCCGUGAUUCGGCUACUAAUGAACGACCCAGAGAAUCUCGGACAUAUCGAACAAACGACAGAUCUUUAAGCCCACCUGCUUAUAGAGACCGCUCUUUUCAUAAUAAAGAAAGUGAAAGAUACACCUACAAGCCAUCUUUGGAUCCAGUGGAAGCAGCUGCCGCAGCUGCUAAACGUGUAGCAGAGUCAUUGCAAUCUGGUCGUUCCUUCGAUGAAGACAAUAGUGCUAAACAAGUACAAAACUCGGAGAGCUCUGUUCCACUUCCCAAUGCACCUGCUCCACCUCUUCCUCCUAAUUCUCAGUCUGGGUUAAAUGAUGUGGUACCUCCUUCUAUAGCAGAUAUAACCGGGAAAGUUAUUGAAGGCGAAGGAGUUUUUACGAUUAACGUUGAGAUUAAUAAUGUUAAAAAUCGUUAUAUACUCGUAAAAUCAUCCACGUUGUCUGAAAUUGAACAUAAAAGUGGAGUUCAAUUGUAUUCAAAAGGCCGCUAUUAUCCAAACAAAGCAUUAGCUUCUGACCGAGACCCUCCUCUAUACCUUCAUGUGGUAGCAAGCUCUGCAGAAGAUUUGUCAAAGGCCCUAGCCGAAAUAGAGUCUUGGAUACUUAAAGAUAUUGGACCACUCGUAGAUGAGAGAAGGUUUCGAAGACGAGAUGAAAUGGAUCGUAACCCAUCUCAAGGUGCAUCUCCUCAGGAAAAUUCAAGUCCAAACGAACAUCAAGGAAUACGUAAACGAUGGAAUGAAGAAAAAGUUUAUAUUAACCUGACUCCUAUCAAAGGUUUCCAUCUUCGUCAGGCAGUGGUCGGUCCUCAAGGUGCUUAUGUAAAACAUAUCCAGCAAGAAACUCGUACUCGAGUACAAAUAAAAGGACAAGGAUCUGCUUUUAUUGAACCUUCUACUAACCGAGAAUCUGACGAACCUUUACAUCUGUGUAUAAUGAGCCACGAUAUGAACAAUAUUCAAAAAGCAAAACCAUUAUGCGAGGAUUUGAUUGCGAAUGUACAUCAACAAUACCAGGCUUGGAAAAAUCAAUACAGAGAAGGCGGUCAAGGAUCACAAGCUUAUAAGCAGUCCAAUCGUAGUCAUUACUCCAACCGCUCAUCCAAAGCAGAAACACCCAGCAAUCAUGGGACUCCACCAAUGACCAAUGUAUCACCUGCUGCUAACUUUAACGCCCCUUUGUCAUCUACGUCUGUUGUUCCACCUGGCACUUCAGUUACAGCAGCAGGCUACCCUCCAGGUAUGUCUCCUGCAGUUCCCAUGAUCUCGCCAAGUAUGCCGUAUGUGUACGGGGCACCUGGAAUGUCAGGACCACCAGGGAUUGAUGCCCCGGGUGUUGGUAUUCCAGCUAUGUCCGCGCCUGGAGCAGAUCCAUAUGCAGCUUUCGGGGGCUACAAUGCCUAUGUUCAGUAUUACCAACAACAAAUAUAUGCUCAAAGUCGUGGGGCAAAUCCGCCGCAAUAACUGAAAAGGUGGGAUUAGUUUGGUGCUUGGGCAAUGGACGACUAUCGUAGUGAAAAGUGUUUUCUACGUUAUCUUGAAAAAUACAUUCGUUUUUUUUUUGAAUUUAGUGUCGAUGUUUCUUUGUUUAGUGUUUAAUGUAAUGAUUCGUCUAAUCGAUUUACAAGUGGGAGCGAUUAAACAAUAUUCUUAAGAAAAUAUCUGGUCAACAGCGACAAUAAUUUAUAAAUUAGGGAUACAGAAAAGAAAUGUAGCUCUAUUUUUAUGGUGCAUUUUCUUUAGCUUGUGCGCGGACGCGCCUUUCGUAUUCUAUUUUGUCUUUUCUAGUUUGAUUGAGAUUAGCACUAGCUAAAACAAAAAUGAUUCAUCAGAAAACUUACUUGAACAUUGUGUAAGCCUCCGUCUGGGCAGGAGAAGCUAUAUUAGGAUCAUUUAAUAAAUCCUGAAUUCCUAGUAAGAUCUGAAAUAGAUAUUAGCGAUGAGAUUUCAGAGCCAUAGUGGUUUAAAUAAUCAUACCUGUUUAAU
Molecule: messenger RNA, 2099 nt
Organism: Schizosaccharomyces octosporus yFS286
Lineage: Eukaryota; Fungi; Ascomycota; Schizosaccharomycetes; Schizosaccharomycetales; Schizosaccharomycetaceae
Product: RNA-binding protein
Exons: 1
Coding region: 51-1577 (508 amino acids)
Cellular component (GO): nucleus
Molecular function (GO): RNA binding
Source: RefSeq, a predicted model, not a curated record